GUCAAAUCCUGCAGCUGUUGGAACCAUGAGCACAGAGGGCCCCAGCCCCUUUGCUUUCCUCACUGCUCCGGUCAGUCCAGGGAGCUCCUCAGAGAUGACGGGCCACCUCCCCAUACUUGUCGCCCUGGCCUGCAUCUUCCUUCUGCUGGCCACCUGCCUGCUGUUCAUGAUGCUCUGCAAGCCGGCAGCACUGGACCCAAGCCGCCACCGGGCUCGUGAGUGCAUGCCCCACCAUCCCGGGAGCCCCAGUGAGCCCCAGCUCCGGCUCUGGAAGCGCCUGGGCUCCCUGCGCCGCUCCCUGCACAGCUUCCGCAGGGGCUGGUCAGCCUCUCGACACCCCCUGCCAAGCCGCAAAGACAGCCAGGACUGUGAGUGCACAGAAUCCACCAAAAUGUGA
Messenger RNA from Talpa occidentalis (Iberian mole), 397 nucleotides. RefSeq names its product chromosome unknown C10orf105 homolog (gene CUNH10orf105). NCBI's taxonomy places the organism in Eukaryota, Metazoa, Chordata, Mammalia, Eulipotyphla, Talpidae. The coding region runs from base 26 to 397 and encodes 123 amino acids. The transcript is spliced from 2 exons. The record is from RefSeq and is a predicted model, not a curated record.